AUGAUUCGAAAACUACAAUCUGGAGCUGAAAAGCAUAAUAGGAAAAAAAGAGAACAAAGUUUGAUUCAGUCCCAAAAAGGUGCUUUAGAUAAAUUCUUUAAAAAAGACAUCCCCGCACAAUCUUCAAAUCCUUUAGAGGAACAAACUGUUGAUUUUGAUGAUGUUGAACAUGUAGUUAUUGAUGAACCAGUAGGUGUUAAUCAACCUAUAGAUGUUGAAACUGGAUUGAUAUUUUGGCUUUACCCUAAAAGAGAUUUGAGCAUAGUUAAAGAUCCUAAAAACACUGUUAAUCGUAGAUUUUUUUCGGCUUUAUAUGUACGAUAUUUGCCCAAUGGUGAAGCUUGUGAUAGAGAAUGGCUUGUUUACUCAAAGGAGCUUGAUAGAGUGAAAGUUGAUGAUACAAGUGGUGCAGGAAUUUUCUUAGAGUUGGAAAAUGUACUAAAAUCUCAUGAUCUUGACAUAGAUAAUGUGAGAGGUCAGGGAUAUGAUAAUGGGUCGUAA
Messenger RNA from Amaranthus tricolor (Joseph's coat), 501 nucleotides. RefSeq lists its product as uncharacterized. Bases 1 to 501 code for a protein of 166 amino acids. The transcript is spliced from 3 exons. Lineage: Eukaryota; Viridiplantae; Streptophyta; Magnoliopsida; Caryophyllales; Amaranthaceae. The record is from RefSeq and is a predicted model, not a curated record.